AUGCCUCUGGAAACAUGCAAGCCUGACCAUUCCUCUGGUGAAGGAGAUAAGCAUACUAGAUUACUUGAUAAAGAAGUCAAAGACAUGGUCUCCGCCAUUACUCGCCGUGUUGCCGGUAUUCAUAAACCGGGAUCGAGCCACGUCGGAGAUGAUGGUGAUGACGAUCUGCAUGGUGUUGGAAUCAUCACGCUUGCAGGAAGCAAUGCCGGGGCAACAAUGCGAAGCGAGGUGGAUGAGAAAUCCAGCAGUCCUCAUGGGAUUUCACUUGGGGGGGAGCCUGAUGAAUGGAGUACCUAUGUUAACAGCAAUUUCCAAGCUGUUAACAAUUCGAUCAUGUUCGAGAGCAGCUAUAACGCCAACGAUCCCGGCGUUCAUUUGGACGUCUCGGAUGUUCCUGAACGUGAAGGCAAGAAGUCAACAGAUAAGCAUAGGAGGGGAAAGAAAAUAGAAAACGAUUCCGCCAAAGCUGAACUUACCGAUUCCGAUUAA
Messenger RNA from Gossypium raimondii (Peruvian cotton), 489 nucleotides. RefSeq lists its product as hypothetical. The coding region runs from base 1 to 489 and encodes 162 amino acids. Lineage: Eukaryota; Viridiplantae; Streptophyta; Magnoliopsida; Malvales; Malvaceae. The record is from RefSeq and is a predicted model, not a curated record. The transcript has a single exon.